UGGCCGUGAGGCUUUUGGGUCAGGAGGCACGAGCCGUGGUGGAGCUGGUGUGAGCCUCUCGAGGAGGCCAUGGAGCGGUGCCAGGCUCUGGGUGCCUUCACCUCCAGAUCAUUUCAGCGCAGCGCUGGCAGCUGGGCGCAGAAAGCAAACGAUUUCACCAUCCGAGUGGGCUGCAUUCAGCUGCCUACAGUGUUUCGUUUUGUAGGCUGAACAAACGACUUCCUUCGUGCUUGGAAGAGUUAAUAAUUUAUAGGCGAGCUGGCACAAGCCCAGUGUCUGCAGAGCGCGACGCUUCCCGCAGCUCGGCACUGCCCGGUGUCGGGGGCAGCGGGCAGGAACUCGCUCCUGUGCCUCCAAGGAGCCCAGGCUGGUCGGCUCCCCCACUGACGGACCCCCAGGUAGUUGGCCUAGAAAAAGAAUGUGGUAACGUCUGCAGGCUGGGAUGAGGAUGAUGCCAGCUCCAGGGGCAGGGAGGCCGAGGGGCCGUGCCGCUGUCCUCAGGCUGCUCCUCGCUGCUGCCCUCGUUGUGGCCGUGCAGGGUUCCUGCAAUGCUCCGCCACGUAUCCCAUCCGCAGAACUGAAGGAGAGCUACCAGCGCAUCACCAAAUUUUCCUACUCGGAGAAGGUGGAAUACACCUGCCGACCAGGUUACACGAGAAGUAAGUUCCGGGCCAGCCUUGUUUGUGGAGAGGAUGGUAGGUGGAAAGGAUCGACCGACUUCUGUUCACCCAAGCAAUGCAGCUACCCCGGAGACCUGGCCAACGGCAGACUUGUGGAAACGGAGCUGUUCACCUUUGGCUCAAUAGCCAACUACACCUGCGACAUGGGGUACAGACUGAUCGGAAAUUCCCAACUUCAUUGCGUGCUUAAAAAUGGGCAAGUUACGUGGGAUGGAGACGUUCCCUUCUGUGAGCCAAUCCCAUGUUCACCCCCUCCAAAAAUAGAGAACGGAGAGCACAACGGAGGCGACGUUACCGUCUUCAGCUACGGAUCCUCUGUCACCUAUCAUUGCAACUCUGCUGGCAGGGGGGAGAGAGCCUUCUCGCUGGUGGGGGAUCCCUCGAUUUUCUGCACGACUGUGGAUAACCUGAACGGCAUCUGGAACAAGCCAGCCCCGGAGUGCAAAGUGGUGGGCUGCCAGCACCCCCAGAUUGAGAACGGGAAGCUGCUGAGCGGGUACAGGGCCGAGUACACGUACCGUGACACCGUCGUGUUCGACUGCGAGUUCCGCUACACCCUGCAGGGCAGCGACACCUCCACCUGCAGCGAGGCCGGGAGCUGGGAGCCGCCGCUGCCGCUCUGCCAGCGCAGCAGCUGCGAUGACCCUCCUGACGUGUUUAGGGCUGUUAAAGCGAGACUCGCGGGCAAUUUGUUCCCUGCUGGUACUGUGGUUACCUACGAGUGUGAGCCGGGCUACGAGUUCAGCCCCGGACAGAACACGCGGCACAUUACGUGCCUGGCAGACCUGACCUGGAGUGAGGCUCCCUCUUCUUGCAACAAAAUUAGUUGCCCGGAUCCAGUAGUCGGGAAUGCAAGGCAUGUAAAUGUGUGGUAUAAACCCGUCAAAUACAUGUAUGGAGACACCGUCAGUAUCAGCUGUAACGAAGGCUACACUAUCCGGGAUUAUGGCAGUGACGUUGUGCUUCGGUGCACAAACAAAGGCACGUGGGACCCGGCAGUAACAGAGUGCACCUCAGUACCUCACUGCCCACAGCCCGUUACUGACCAUGGGCGAGAGGUUUAUAAGAGCAAAAACGACUACAGCGUCGGGACCCGCGUGACGAUGGCGUGUGAUGAAGGCUACGUCCUCAGAGGCGACGAGCAGAUCGAGUGCAAGGCUGACCAGAACUGGACUCCCUCGGUGCCGUUUUGUGACAAGGGCUGUGACCCCCCUCCCCAAAUCACCAGCGGGCAGUACACGGCCUCGAGAUCAGGGGUCUUCCCCUACGGAUCGGAGGUGACGUACAGCUGUGCCGCGGGUCUGUCCCUCAUCGGGGACAAGUCCAUCUACUGCACCUCCACCGACGGGGAGAACCUGGUGUGGAGCGGCCCUGCCCCGGAGUGCAGGGUGGUUCGCUGCCCCAGGCCUGAUGUUGAGCACGGAAGGAUGGCUCCGCCGACACACACGUUCCCCUACGGGGUGUCCGUGCGCUUCUCCUGCGAUGAAGGCUUCGUGCUGCGUGGUGAUGCUGAGACCUGGUGUACGGCCAACAGCACCUGGCAGCCGCCGCUGCCCUCCUGCGUCCCAGUUCAGUGUCCGGAACCGCAAGUUGUCAAUGGAAGGCUGAAAAACGCCAGGGACAGUAAAACGUGGUACCCAGCAAACACAACUGUUACUUUCGAGUGCCUCCAUGGGUACCACUUCUCUGGUGGAGGACCCGCUGCUUUCGGAGACACCGGGACAGCCACGUGCCUGGCUGAUGGCAACUGGACACCGCUGCCCAAGUGUAAGAAGCAAGGAGAGGCUGAUAUUUGUGAAGAGGUUGGGGAUAUUAAAGCGGCCUUUGAGUGCGGUGUGCCCAUGGAGGAAGUGAGAACUCUGCUGGAAGUACAAAAACUAUUCCUGGAGAUUCAAAAACUAAAGGUGGAACUUGGGCUCUCGAAUAAGGUCAUCCUGGUUACCCCCCCAGCCCCUGUGUGGGGCAGGAGGACCUGGAGGCUUUGCCUGGGCCCCCUGGGUGACUGCUGUUUGCCACCCCUGGCUGCACCCCUCGUCCCAGUGGGAGGGUUGAGCUCCCUGUGUGUUCUGGAUACGUUUCCACUGCUCCACAGGCUUGGCUGCUGUUGCAUCUCCUCCCAGCUUUCGUUUCUGAGCAGCUGGGAGCCAAUAAGUGCUUGGCAGAGCAGCGCAGGAAUCGCUGCGAUGAAGCCUGGAGAACCAGGGCAGGGGAAAUACCCGGGCACCUCGCGCUGCUGGGCUCCCACCAUGCGGCAGGGAUCCGGCUGCCCCACGCUGCUCCUGGCCUUGCUGGGGCUCCUGGGCACACCUGCAGCUCACGGUGACUGUGGGCCCCCACCCCAUAUGGCCUACUCCAAGCCGUCCGUGGCAGAGCAGCUCAGCAGCUUCCCGGUGGGAUCCAGGGUCACCUACACGUGUCUCAAAGGCGCCAUCAAAAUCCCCGGGCGGGCGGACAUGGUGCAGUGCCUGCCCGGGUCCCGCUGGUCCCAGCUGCCCGAGCCCUGUGGCCUGAGCUGCUCUACCCCGACAAGGUUACACUUUGCUGCCCUGUCCGAGGUGGACGAGAGGAUAAAUUUUUUUCCUAUUGGGUUCACUGUGAGCUACGUCUGCCACCCCGGCUACGAGAACAUCUCGGAAAGCUCCCCCACCAGCACUUGUCUUGAAAACCUGACGUGGUCGGAGGUUGCUGAGUUGUGCCGCAGGAAGUCCUGUGGGCAGCCGCCGGCGCUGCCCGGGGGCAGGACCCUCGCCCUGACGGACUUUCUGUUCGGUGCCAGAGCGAGCGUGGUCUGCGAUGAAGGGUACAAACUAAACGGGAGGAAUCUCAUCCAAUGUUGGCUGAAAGGAGAUGACGUUGAGUGGAGUAAACUUCCAACCUGUGAAUUAAUUACCUGCUCUUCACCUCCUCCAAUUAGCAACGGGAAGCACGAUGGUGAAGGUGUAGAAAAAUUUGCUUACAACUCAACAGUGACUUACGGCUGUGACUCUGGCUUCCAACUCAUCGGAAAAGCGAGCAUCCAGUGUACAAGCACAGACAAAACAAACGGGGUCUGGAGUGGAGCAGCGCCUAAAUGUAAAGAGAAAAGCACAUUUGUCAAACUUGGAGCAAAAGAAGUGGAAAAGAGCACUCCGCCCCAAAAUUUCCAGGGAAAUGGCAUCCAAACAGAUAAAAAGGAUUUCACAAAGGAAAUGAAAAUCAGCCUUUAUAAGGAGUUACUCCAAAGCAGCAACUCCUUCUCCCAUUCUGCUUCCUUCUCCAGGCCACGAGGGAACUGCGGGCCGCUGCCCCAGCUACCCGGGGCAGAGCCUCCAGAGGACUUCAAAGAUCAGCAAAGCUUCUCCAUCGGCUCCAAGGUAACAUACCGAUGCGUUCAAGGCUUUGCUAAGCUCCCCUCGAAGUCAGACACCACGCAGUGCCUGGAGAACGCCCGCUGGUCCGUCCUCCCAGAGUUCUGUGAUCGCAGCUGUUUCAGCCCACCUCGUGUGAGUUUCGCAAAAGUAUCAGCAGAAGAUGAAAUCAAGAAUUUUUAUGCUGUUAAUGUCACGGUGAGCUACGUUUGUAACCCAGGCUACACGAAUAGCACUGAUGAGCUUCCUACCAGCACUUGUCGUGAAGAUUUAACAUGGUCAGAGGUUCCCGAGUUAUGUGAAAGGGAAUCUUGUGGUCCUCCAGAAAAUCCAGAGCAUGGUACAGUUGUUACAACAGAUUACCUGUUUGGCUCAAAGGCAGAUGUUAUUUGUGACGAUGGGUACGUGCUAACACUGGGGCUACCCUUCAUCCGAUGUCUCCUACACGACGAUGGAGUUGCCUGGACUCCGCUUCCAACUUGUCAGCGUAUCCAGGAUGUUUCUCCUUUACCUUCGACCUCUACCGCUGGCGCUACAGCAGUGACAGACGCACCCAAACCGUUGGAAGAGAAGACAUCAGAGUAUCGCUACAUCCUACCACUUAUCAUCAUCCCUUGCAUCAUUGGAAUUGUUGUAAUUGUAAUCUGGACCAUCAAGAAGUGUGGUGUAAGGCAAAAAGGGACAUAUAAGCCAAAUCCUACAAAUGCAGGAGAUGAAGAACAGGGACCAUCCUGCCAGGAGCGUAAAACUGGAGGCGGGGACACAUUUACCGGGGGUACCGCGGGAGGCGCCCCCGGGCCGGGCGGAGCCGCUCGGGGGAGGCGGGCGCGGGGCGGGGGCUCCCGCAGCCGGUCCCGCACACCCAAUUCUUGUUCAUCCACGGAAGGAGGGCGAGAGGCUUCCCAGGUGACGGGGCUGGGCUCAGCCGAGCCCUUGAUUUUCCUACGAAGCCGGAAAAUUCCCCUGAGGCCGGCCCGCUGCCCGCCCACCCCGGAAAGGGCCGUGCCGGCGGGGUGCGCUGCGCAUCGCUCCGACGGCACCGGGACCGGCACCGGCACCAGGAGGGGAACGGGCACCGGGAUGGGAGCGGGCACCGGCACCGGCACCGGCAUGGGGCUGCUGGGGCUCUGCGCCGUGCUGCUGGCGCUGCCCGGAGCCUGGGGUGACUGCCAGGCCGUGCCGAGGUUCUCCUUCGCCGAGCCCCGCAACCCCAUCACCAACGCGUCGUACCCCGUCGGGUCCCAGGUGCCCUACAGGUGCCGCCCCGGGUACGUGGGGGUCAGUGACAAGUCCUUCAUGGUCACCUGCCUCCCCAACAACACCUGGGCAUGGGACCCCGACUUCUGCAUCGGAAAGUCGUGCCCUGAACCAGACAUAGAAAAUGGCAAAUUUCACUACUCAACAGACCUGCGGUUUGGGGCGACGAUAAAUUUCACCUGUAACUACGGGUACCGAUUAGUUGGGAGGCCAUCUGCGCAAUGUGUACUUGUUAACAAUGAUGUUGCUUGGGAUAAGGUUCCAUUCUGUGAGAUUAUUCCCUGUGAACCACCGCCUGUAAUUGUAAAUGGGCUGUUCAGCGGUGCACAAACAGAGUACGUCUUCGGCUUAGCUGUAACUUACACCUGCAAUGAAGGCUUUUCUCUCAUUGGAAGCUCCACGAUUUACUGUACAGCGGAUGCUGAGUCCAAUGGAAUAUGGAGUGGUCCAGCCCCUGAAUGCAAAGUGGUGAGAUGUGAAAAUCCAGUAGUGGAAAAUGGGAAGAAGUUAACUGGUUUUGUUGAGCAAUACACGUAUGGAGAUACAGUGGCCUUUGAAUGUCUUCCUGGUUAUUUUAUGAAUGGUUCUCAUACAGCUAAAUGUGAUGCAGACAAUAACUGGAAUCCACCUCUGCCCAAGUGUGAAAGACGCUACUGUGGUCGUCCUCCCAGCAUCCCUUUUGCUGAGUUAGUGGGGACUGUGAGUAGCAGCUCUCCUGCUGGAACCACAUUGGAGUACAGAUGUAACCCGGGGUAUGCUACAGGAGAUGGAAAGUCUUUGGAAGUCACUUGUCUGGGGAAUACCAGUUGGUCUGUAAGCUCCAAGUCAUGUACACGACAGCAAUGUACCCCUCCCUUGAUAGAGAAUGGGUUUGUAAAGGCGGAAGAUUUCCUGUUUGGGGCAACUGUGGAGUUCUCCUGUCGUGAUGGGUAUAAAUUACAGGGGUCAUCUUCUGCCCAAUGUGUGGCAUCAGGAAAUGGAGUUCAUUGGAAUGUGUCUCUCCCAACCUGUAAAAGCUACUGUGGUCGUCCUCCCAGCAUCCCUUUUGCUGAGUUAGUGGGGACUGUGAGUAGCAGCUCUCCUGCUGGAACCACAUUGGAGUACAGAUGUAACCCGGGGUAUGCUACAGGAGAUGGAAAGUCUUUGGAAGUCACUUGUCUGGGGAAUACCAGUUGGUCUGUAAGCUCCAAGUCAUGUACACGACAGCAAUGUACCCCUCCCUUGAUAGAGAAUGGGUUUGUAAAAGCGGAAGAUUUCCUGUUUGGGGCAACUGUGGAGUUCUCCUGUCGUGAUGGGUAUAAAUUACAGGGGUCAUCUUCUGCCCAAUGUGUGGCAUCAGGAAAUGGAGUUCGUUGGGAUGUGUCUCUCCCAACCUGUAAAAGCUACUGUGGUCGUCCUCCCAGCAUCCCUUUUGCUGAGUUAGUGGGGACUGUGAGCAGCAGCUCUCCUGCUGGAACCACACUGAUGUACAGAUGUAACCCGGGGUAUGCUACAGGAGAUGGAACGUCUUUGGAAGUCACUUGUCUGGGGAAUACCAGUUGGUCUGUAAGCUCCAAGUCAUGUACACGACAGCAAUGUACUCCCCCUGUGAUAAAGAACGGGUUUGUAAAGGCGGAAGAUUUCCUGUUUGGGGCAACUGUGGAGUUCUCCUGUCGUGAGGGGUAUAAAUUACAGGGGUCAUCUUCUGCCCAAUGUGUGGCAUCAGAAAAUGGAGUUCGUUGGAAUGUGUCUCUCCCAACCUGUAAAGCUGCAGGACAGCUGACUGUUCUCUGUGGAGAGCCACCUUCAGUUGCCAAUGGGAGACACAAUGGCACGAAGGGGGAGUUUGCCCAGGGCUCUAUUGUAGUUUAUAAAUGCAAUCAUGGUUUUGUGCUGGCUGGAGGGUCCUCUAUUCGCUGCACAGCAAGAGAUGAGUACCAUGGAGUCUGGAGCACACCUACUCCUGAGUGCCGAGGUGGAGCGACCACCAUCAUUGUCGGCUCGGAGAGCAUCCUCAGCUAUGCUGGCCCUGGUCCCAUGUGUGGGAGGAGGGGGAAAUGCCCCCUCUGCCCUUCCCUUCCCUGGGUCCCAGGGGGCCACCCUCCCCUGCAUGGGGGAGGAGGAGGAGGUGGGAGCGAAAAUAGCAGCAGCAGAAGCUCGUGGGGACCUGCACCACCCUGGGGCUGGUGCCUGCGCCCGUGCUGUGUGGGGAGCCCACGGGUUCCUGUCCCAUGGCCCCGGGAAGCCCCGCAGCUGCGGCUCCUUCCGCAAGCCUGGGGGAACUGGGGGGCCCAUAUCAGCCCGUGGGCCCCCAGGAGCUGCAGUCGGGACCGGAGCAUGGUGCUCGCCUUCGCCCUCCACCUCCUGGGCAGCUCCGCUCUGCUCCUGGCUGCCACGGCUGGGGCUCAAGUUAUCCGAUGCCCGCCCCCAUACAUCAAGAAUGGGAAGAGCAAGUCUGCUGCUCGCUACAUCUACAGGGCUGGGGCCAGCGUGAGCUUCACCUGCAACCCAGGCUACACCUUGCAGGGCUCCCCCACCAGCACCUGCCAAGCUGACUCCAGAUGGAGCCCACCUCUGCCAGAGUGCAAAAAGGAGGUGACGUGUCCUCAGCCGCCGAACAUCGCCAACGGGCUGCACAGCGGCCAGUCCAUGGACAGAUUUACUCAGGGAGCCAUCGUGUACUACGGCUGCAAGGACGGCUUCGCGCUGGUCGGGAACAUCUCCAUCAACUGCUCGGAGGCCGGGCAGUGGAGCCGGCCCCUGCCACUCUGCAAAGCAAUCGGCUGUGAGAGACCCGAGGUGCGGAACGGGAAGGUGCACAAGCACCCGAGCACCUAUGAAGCUGGGGAGAUCCUGCGCUUCGACUGCGAUGCUGGCCAUGCCACAGAUGGUGCUCAGGAGGCUCGGUGCCAGCCAGGGGGCACUUGGGACCCACCAGUGCUGGCCUGUGAGAGAGUCCGACCGUGCCCCACGCCUCCAAAAAUCAGCAAUGGAGAUCACGAUGGGCAUGGCAAAACAGAAUUUACCAUGGGGAUGUUCGUGACCUACAGCUGCGACCCCGGCUACUACCUCACUGAGGACGUCUCGCACGUAUUCUGCAAAGCCUCGGGGAAUUGGAGCCAGCCCAGCCCGCACUGCGAAGAGGUGACGUGUCCCCAGCCACCGAACAUCGCCAACGGGCUGCACAGUGGCCAGUCCAUGGACAGGUUUCCCCAGGGAACGACCGUGUACUACGGCUGCAAGGACGGCUUCGCGCUGGUCGGGAACAUCUCCAUCAACUGCUCGGAGGCUGGGCAGUGGAGCCGGCCCCUGCCGCGCUGCCAAGCAAUCGGCUGCGAGAGACCCGAGGUGCGGAACGGGAAGGUGCAUGGGUACGAGAGCACCUACGAAGCUGGGGAGAUCCUGCGCUUCGAAUGCGAUGCUGGCCAUGCCACAGAGGGCCCCCAGCGGGCUCAGUGCCAGCCAGGAGGCUCCUGGGACCCACCAGUGCUGGCCUGUGAGAGAGUCCGACCGUGCCCCAUGCCCCCAAAGAUCAGGAACGGACAACACGACGGGCACGGCAAAACCUUUUUUACCACGGGGAUGUCUGUGAUGUACAGCUGUGAUCCCGGCUACUACCUCGUCGGAAAUGCUCAGGUGGUCUGCAAAACCUUGGGGAACUGGAGCCAGCCCAUGCCACGCUGUGAAGCAACAAUCUGCAUCAAGCCAGAUGUACUGAAUGGCCAGGUAGUCGAUGGUGAAGGGCUCAUCUACGGCCCUGGGCAGACGGUGACGAUUCAGUGCCAGGACAGUUACAGCCUGCAAGGUACAGCUACAAUCCUCUGCCAGGAGGACGGCAGCUGGGAGCCUCCCGCACCCCUCUGCGACCUGCUCCAUCACCAGAUGCUGCCCAUCAGGCCUGAGCGUUCAGGUGGUUGUGGUGCUCCUACAAGGUUGCCCUUUGCUGAGCUAAAGGAGGAGCAUAGGAAUGAGAUUGAUUUUUCUGUUGGGAAGACUGUGAAAUACACUUGUCGGCCUGGAUUUGCUAAACACCCAGGACUGUCACCUACUAUUACAUGCCUUGAGAGCGGAGUGUGGUCAGAAGCACUAGAGUUCUGUAAAAGGAAGCAGUGCAACCACCCCGGGGAACCCGAGAACGGCAGGAUCACCUUCCUGGCAGAUCUCUUCUUUGGGUCGACCGUGGUCUACAGCUGUGAAGAGGGGCACAGGUUAAUCGGCCGCUCCAGCAGGCGCUGUGAGAUCUCUGGUGGACGUGUCGCGUGGUCCGGCGAGAUCCCCACCUGCCAGCGUAUCCCCUGCGCGCCCCCGCCCAACAUUCCCCAUGGGAAGCACACGGGGCGGCUGCUGGACGAAUUUCACUACGGCACGUCGGUCACCUACAGCUGCGAGCCCGGCUACCCGCUGCAGGGAGAGGCUUCCAUCUUCUGCACCACCAGGGAUGGGAUGAACGGGGAGUGGAGCGGACCGCCCCCGCUGUGCGGAGAGGCGAGAUGUCCCGUCCCGCAGAUCCAGAAUGGGCGAGUAGUGUCAGCUCCCAGCGUCACCUACACGUACAAGGACACCGUCACCUUCGAGUGUGAGCCAGGCUACACCAUGCGUGGGCACAGCGUGGUGCAGUGCCAGCUGAACAGCACCUGGGAGCCACCCGUGCCAGCCUGCGAGCGGGCUGGCUGCAGUGCUCCCCCCAGGCUGGUGUUUGCUGAGCUGAAGGAGGCGUUCAGGAACCAGAGCAUCUUCCCUGUGGGCAGGGCGGUGGAGUACGUGUGCCGGCCCGGCUACAGCGCACACCCGGGGAUGUCGGCGACCAUCGUGUGCCUCGAGAACCAGACCUGGUCUGCGGCGCUGGAGUUCUGUAAAGGGAUGCAGUGUGAGAACCCCGAGGAUCCGGAGAAUGGCAGAGCCGUUGUCCUGACCGACCUUCUCCUCGGGUCCAAAGUGAAUUACACGUGUGAAAAAGGGUACACACUGUUGGGGCAUUCUCAGAGGACGUGUGAGAUCUCUGGCACCCGUGUCUCCUGGAGCGGAGCUGCUCCCAUCUGCCAGCAGGUGAGGUGUCCUUCCCCUCCAGGCAUCGCCAACGGGCAGCACAGCGGCCAGCCCUCGGACACCUUCCUGGUAGGCUCAGUGGUUCAGUACAGAUGCAAGGACGGAUACUCCCUCGUGGAGAACGCAUCCCUCAGCUGCACCGCUGAGGGAACCUGGAGCCGGCCCCUGCCACGCUGUGAAGCAAUCGGCUGCAAAAGACCAGAAAUUGAGCACGGGAGAACAACCGGGCUGGAGGCCGUGUACAAGCUUGAGGCCAUUGCUGUCUUCGAAUGCGAUUUUGGUUAUGCCCUGAAGGGCUCUCAGGAGUCUCGGUGCCAGUUUGGGGGCACGUGGCAACCGCCUGUCCCCACCUGUGAAAAGAUGCUGCAGUGUCCUUCCCCUCCGACCAUCAAAAAUGGCCAGCACAGCAGCAAGGACGUGGCCGUGUUCAUCCCCGGGACAUCGGUGAAGUACGAGUGUGACCUCGGCUAUGUCCUCACGGGGAAAACCACUGUUUCUUGUUUGCCAUCUGGAACCUGGAGCAUCCCUUACCCCCGCUGCGAAGUUGUCACCUGCAUGAGCCCCAGCAUCCAGGAUGGAGAAGUGGCUGAAGGGCAGCAAGCCAAGUACCUCCCUGGGGCUACUGUCACCUUCCGCUGCCACCCGGGCUACACGAUGCAGGGCAGCCAGGAGGCCAAGUGCCAUCCCGACGGCCGCUGGGUCCCCGCUGUCCCCAGCUGUGAGCCAGCGCUGCCUUGCCCGCCGCCGCCUGUCAUCGCCCACGCCACACACACUGCGGAGCUCGGGGCCAACUUCACCAGCGGCAUGGCCGUGAACUACAGCUGCCAGCCCGGCUUCUCCCUGCUCGGGGCCUCCUCCAUCUGGUGCACGGUCACAGGGAACUGGAGCCGCCCGUACCCACGCUGUGCAGCUGGAUGUGGGACACCACCACCGUUAUUGUUUGCUGAGCUAAACAAGGAGUAUAAGAACUGGACCGAGUUUCCUGUUGGGUCGACAGUGAAGUACAGCUGCCGGCCAGGAUACGCUAAACACCCGCAGAUAACCCCCGCUGUUACAUGCCUUGAGAAUCAGACAUGGUCAGAGGUCAAGAAGUUUUGCAAACGGAGGAGGUGCAGCCAUCCAGGAGAACCAGAAAACGGCAGAGUUAUCGUUACAACAGACCUCUUCUUCGGGUCAACAGUGAAUUACACGUGUGAUAAAGGGCACCGGCUGGUCGGAGCCUCCCAGCGGCACUGCGUCAUUUUGGACUCAGGGACACGCGUGGGCUGGACCGGAGACGUUCCCGUCUGCCAGAGUAUCCUCUGUGAGCCGCCCCCGGACAUCCCCCGUGGGACACACAGCGGGCACUCGCUGGACGCCUUCCCCUACGCGGCCGUGGUCACCUACACGUGCGAGCCGGGCCACGCGCUGGCUGGAGCCGCCUCCAUCUUCUGCACCACGGUGGACGGGGAGCGCGGCGAGUGGAGCGGGCCGCCGCCGCGCUGCGGAGAGUCGCAGUGCCCUCCCCCUCCAGACAUUGCCAACGGAAAGCACAGUGGCCAAGGCCUGGCAGUUUUCACCAGUGACACGUCCGUGAGCUACAGCUGUGAUCCCGGCUUUGUUCUGGUUGGAGAGGCACACCUGAACUGUACCUCUGCUGGAGCCUGGAGUGCCCCUGCCCCACGGUGUCAAGCAGGGCACCUGUGUCCUCCCCCACCAGUGAUCGACCAUGGCCAGCACGACGGCAAGGCCAUGGACGUGUUCAGCCCUGGGAAGUCCGUCAAUUACAGCUGUGACCCCGGCUAUUCUCUUGUUGGGAAAUCCAGCCUGCACUGUACAGACAACGCGAGCUGGAGCACCCCGCACCCCCGGUGUGAAGUCUCUUCAGUCCUGCAAUGCCCUUCACCUCCAAGCAUUGAAGGAGGCAGUCACAACAGCCAGGAGGUGGAAGUUUUCAUUCCCGGGAUGGUCGUAAACUACAGCUGUGACCCUGGCUUCAGCCUCCUGGGGGAGGCAUCAAUUUACUGCACCGAGUCUGGAAACUGGAGCCUGCCUCCUCCUCAGUGUGCAGGUGGCUGCGGCGCACCUCCAAGACUCAGCUUUGCUGAGCUAACUGAGGAGCACAGAAACCAGACUGCAUUUCCCGUGGGGAAGACGGUGCGAUACGCCUGCCGGCCGGGAUACUCGCGGCACCCCACAGUGCCCCCAGCUCUGACGUGCCUCAGCAACCACACGUGGUCUGAAGCGCGGGCGUUCUGCAAAAGGAAACAAUGCCGUUAUCCAGAAGCACCAAAGAAUGGCAGAGUUGUUGUGCUAACAGAUCUCCUCUUUGGGUCCAUUGUGAACUACACAUGUGAGGAAGGGCACCGACUGGUCGGGCAGUCUCUGAGGCGAUGUGAGCUUUUUGGAGCAGAUGUUGCAUGGAGCGGAGAUCUUCCCAUUUGUCAGAAGGUGGUGUGUCCAGCCCCACAGAUCCAGAACGGGAAGAUAUCUGUUAUUAAACAUCGCUACAGGUACAAGGACACCGUUAACUUUACCUGCCAUGAAGGUUUCACCCUGCGAGGCCACAGCAUGGCCCAGUGCUCAGCCAACAGGAGGUGGCACCCCCCCGUGCCCGUCUGUGAGCAGGAUGGGGUGGCAGAACAUUAUCAUCAUCUUGAUACCACGGUGAGGCCAGUGGUGAUGUGUCUGCCUCCUCCGGGCAUUGCUAACGGGGAGCACAGCAGCCCUUCCUCGGACAUGUUUGGUGUAGGAGCACUCGUGCACUACCGCUGCAAACCUGGUUUUGUCCUUAUCGGCAACGAGUCUGUCCGCUGCAUGCCCGAUGGAGCCUGGAGCCGUCCCCUUCCUCGCUGCGAAGCUGGCUGCGUGAGACCGGGAGUCGGGAACAGAGAGGCGAUCGGAUUGGAGUCUCUCUACAGGCCUGGAGACAUCAUCACGAUUGAGUGCAAUGCUGUCAAUGUCCCCAGAGGCCCCCACAAGUCCCAGUGCCAGCCCGGGGGCACGUGGGAUCCUCCACUGCCUGCCUGUAGCAGAGUGAAACGCUGUUCCAAGCCUCCAGCUAUCCCCCACGGGUGGCACAGUGGCCUGGCAAAAGCGGUUUUUGCUCCUGGAACAUCUGUGAGCUACAGCUGUGAGCCUGGCUUCGCCCUCACUGGGAUGGCAUCCAUUCAUUGUACUGAGUCUGGAGCCUGGAGCCAUCCUCCUCCAGUCUGUCAAGCUGUGAAGUGUCCUCUUCCUCCAAAUAUCACCAACGGGAAGCUCGAAAGCAACAUUUCCGACACUUUCCCCUACGGAGCAUCUGUAUCCUACAGCUGUAAUGCUGGCUAUUCGCUCGCUGGGAACGCUUUCAUCAACUGCACGGCACUAGGGACCUGGAGCCAGCCUCCCCCUCGGUGUGAAGAGAUCAGAUGUGUAUUCCCAGAAGUUCAAGGUGUUAAGAAAGCCACAAGUGGCAACACUUACCGAUUUGGGACUAACAUUACUCUUGAAUGUGAUGAUGGUUACAUGUUGGAAGGCAUCAGUCAGAUUCAGUGCCAAGAGGACUUCAGCUGGGACCCUCCUGUACCAGCCUGUAAAUUAACUUCACGCAAGUCUGGUUCAGUAGGCCUAGGAGUCGCAGCUGCGGCAGUCCUGCUUCUCCUGGGUGCAGGCAUUAUCUGGAAAAUUAUUUCUAAGCAGAAGCAAGGCUUUUAUCAUACAUAUGAAAACUACAACUACAAAACCGCUCUGGACCAGAUAACUGAAAAGAAAUGCUCAUGUCUCGCAUAGCAGACUGGCGAUCUGUGCUGCCUCUAGUAAGGCACAGGAGACGUUCUUCCUCGAGCAGCAGCGGGUUGCACGGAAGCACUGCUCAUGUCGAGACCGAAAUUCUGUGUGGAAAAAGGCACUUUGCUGCAGAACCAACGCUCACGCUGCUCCUGCUCCCAUUAACCACCCCAAGGGCCUAACGAAGCUCAAGCUGCGCACAGUACAGAAGCUCAUUAGAGGGACUUCUCUCCCACACGGCACCUCACAAAGAUUAUUUCCUUCUCUAUUCGCAAACCCUGAGCUAAGCAGGCUCCACAGAGGCGUUCCUGCAGCGUGGGGCCAGGAUUUGUUGGCCCGCAGAUCUCCUUUGUUAGCAGUAGCCGUGCCCAUGCCUGCAGCACGGUUUGCUCUCUAAUUUACACCAGGAACGCUCACGCGUGGCGUUCCUCUACAAACGCUUAACCUAAUAAAACGUGAACAUAAGACAAA
Anas platyrhynchos (mallard) is the source of this 14527-nucleotide messenger RNA. The record is from RefSeq and is a predicted model, not a curated record. Lineage: Eukaryota; Metazoa; Chordata; Aves; Anseriformes; Anatidae.